Messenger RNA from Zonotrichia albicollis (white-throated sparrow), 701 nucleotides. The record is from RefSeq and is a predicted model, not a curated record. Lineage: Eukaryota; Metazoa; Chordata; Aves; Passeriformes; Passerellidae.
CCCUCAGUGCUUGUGCUGCUGCUGUUCCCCCUCAGACAGACCCUGAGAACACAGAUUACACCAUGGAGCACGGAGCCACCAGGAACUUCCAGGCAGAGAAACUCCUGGAGGAGGAGGAGAAGAGGAUGCAGAAGGAGAGGGAGGAGGAGGAGCUCAACAAUCCCAUGAAGGUCCUGGAGAACCGGACCAAGGACUCCAAGCUGGAGAUGGAGGUCCUGGAGAACCUGCAGGAGCUGAAGGAGCUCAACCAACGCCAGGCCAACGUGGACUUUGAGGCCAUGCUGAAGCAGUACAAGGAGCUGGAGGAGGAGCAGAGGCGCAGGGAGCAGGAGGAGGACGAGCAGGAGAUGAAGGCCAUGCUGGAACAGGCCCAGAACCGGCGGCUCCUGGAGGAUUCCGACUCUGACGAGGAACCGACCAAAGCCCGGCCCAACCCCACGGCCCAGAGCAAACCCACGGACAUCCUGCAGGAGGACCCCCAGCCCCAGAGCAAGAAGCCCAGGAUGGAGAGCUGGGAGCGCAGCGUGGGCAAGCUCAGCACCAAGGCCCAGCUGGCAGGGCUGGUGGCCCGCAGGAAGGAGAAGGAGAAGGAGAAGGAGAAGGAGAAGGAGAAGGAGAAGGAGACAGCAGCAGCAGCAGCCACGUCCUCGCUGGGUUUGUUGGGAGCCUACUCGGACAGCGAGGACAGCGCCAGCGACUGA